This is a messenger RNA of Lachancea sp. 'fantastica', 1035 nucleotides long. The record is from the annotation of a GenBank genome assembly. Lineage: Eukaryota; Fungi; Ascomycota; Saccharomycetes; Saccharomycetales; Saccharomycetaceae.
AUGGCAUCGACAAAGGAAGAAGAAGAAGAGGAUCCUGAUUUGGAUUGGUAUCACAGUCAUCGAACUGUUCAAUUGCCUCCCAUAUCUUCGUUUGAUAACCUUGUCAACAACGACACAACUAAUGCUGGAAAUUUAGUUGUGUCGUCUGAGAUGCCUCAAACACGUGACCGUCAGUCACGUGUCGCUUCUGAUAAUUUUGAUCGAUCUUGGAAUACCAUAAUACCUGGUAUCCGGAUGACCACGCAGUGUAUCGAGAAUUGUCCUUCUUUAGCGUUUGCUAAAUCAACCACUUUGCAGAACGAUUCUUCCCGGUUUGAAAAUACAUUGAUCGCUAGUAACGAAACGGCCUGGAUUACAAACACCCGUACACCACAGCCACAGCCAGAGCAGACACUUCCAUCGUUAGUAUCGCAGAACAAUCAAACUUACAACGAUCCUACGAAUUUCAACUCUUAUCAAGAGAGUACCCCUGUUUCGCCCUGGUUAUAUGGGGACUCUUCAAACCCGCAUUCGGUCCCCCCUCCCUUUCAGCGAGGUUAUAAACAACACAAAUGUCCCACAUGUGGACGCAGUUUUGCCAGAUCAAAUGACCUUCAGAGACAUAGGGUCCGACACUUGAAAGAUGAAAUUGUCAGCACCCAAGGUCUUCCGCGUGGGAUUGAUGACAGGAUUCAAGAAUCAAACAUCGUUGCCUCAUCGGUCAUUCCUCACGACCAGGCUAUGCCCAAUUAUAGUAUACCAGCACAAUUGGUGAAGAGAGCGUUUAGGUGUCCGUACAACCCUGUUGCGACUGGCAGGUAUGAUGAUUUAGCAAUUGAUGACUCCAUGCUGCCUUUGUGUCAUCCGACUGGGAUCUUUUCUCGAGGUGACACGUACAAAAAUCAUUUAAGAGCAUUGCAUUUCAUAUAUCCAUCGGGAACGCGCAAAAGCGACCGGUCCUCUGUUCCUGGAAAGUGCCGGCACUGUCAGCAGGAGUUUGAUAAUGUAGAGGAGUGGCUGAAAAACCACGCGGGAAAACUUUGUGGAAUAAUCUGA